Molecule: messenger RNA, 1902 nt
Organism: Blepharisma stoltei
Lineage: Eukaryota; Ciliophora; Heterotrichea; Heterotrichida; Blepharismidae
Source: the annotation of a GenBank genome assembly
AUGGUAGAAGCAAGAUAUCUAGAUCAGUCCCAAGUCCAAUUAUUUAUAUGCAUUCGCAAACUAAAAGACGUUGAAUAUAUAAGUAAAUCUGAUCCCUUUGUUGAAAUCUUUGAAAAAACCUCUUAUGAAGGAAAAUGGUCAAAAUUAGGACAAACAGAAAUUAUCUGAAAUAAUUUAAAUCCAGAUUUUAUCAGAAAUUUUACUUUAGAUUAUCAUUUCGAGGAACAAAAAUACUUGAAAUUUAGAGUUUAUGAUGCAAAUGAUGAACAAGCAACACUAGCAAAGUCAGUUUUUAUAGGGGAAGCUGAAUGCACUUUAGGAGAAAUUGUGGGGUCUCCCGGUCAGCAACUGAUCAAAACCUUAAAAGAAAAUAGCACAGGCCCAAGCUGUGGAAAUAUUAUCCUCAGAGUUGAAGAAAUCAACCAGUCAAGAGAAAAAUACUCUAUAGAAAUGGAAAUUGAAGCCAAAGAUUUAGACGAUCCAAGACUUAUUUUUAAUUUUUGCCCAUUUUUUUACAUAUCAAGGUCACUAGAAAACGGAGGAUCGCAAAGAAUUUAUGCAUCAGAUACCCAGAAAGGCAAAAAUGUGACGUGGCAAAAGUUUUUCAAAACCAUUCAAGAGCUUUGCAAUGGAGAUUUCUGUAGACCUCUUUUUAUUGAAGUAUAUGACAAUCAUUAUUGGAGCGGAAAUCAUGAACUUAUAGGAAUUGCUCAAUUCAGCCUAAAAGCGAUUCUUGAAGAUGGCAUCAAAGUUUUCAAUUUAGAAAAUCCCCAGAAAUACGGUAGGCAAAGUAAAAGCUGUGGGAAGAUUAUUUUUAAGUCUUUAGAGAUAAGAAAAGUUUAUAGCUUCUUAGAGUACAUUUCAGGCGGGUGCCAGAUUUCUCUGAUGAUUGCAGUGGAUUUUACAUCUUCUAAUGGGGAUCCUAAUUUGUCGAGUUCUUUGCAUUAUUUGAAUCCCCGCAUAAGUAAUCAAUAUGAGCAAGCUUUAUUUUCUGUGGCUGAUAUCUUACUGAAUUAUGAUAGUGAUAAGCUUGUUCCAAUUUAUGGGUUUGGAGCAGAAAUAAAUAGAAGAGUAAGUCAUUGUUUUCAUAUGAAUUCAGAUCCUCAAGAUCCUAAUGUGUAUGGAUUAGAAGGAGUCAUGAAUGCUUACAAAACUUCAUUGAGGACUGUCAGAUUAUCUGGGCCCACUUUGUUUUCUCAAAUAUUAGAAAGGGCUGUAUUAGAUGCAGAACAGGCAAAUAUAAGCCAAUAUAACCAGCAAUAUUAUGUUCUACUAAUACUUACUGAUGGAGAUAUUCAUGAUAUGAGAGAAACCAUUGAUUGGAUUGUCAGAGGAUCUUCAGCGCCCCUUUCAAUCGUGAUUGUUGGAAUAGGAAAUGACAGCUUUUCAAAAAUGAUCACAUUGGAUGCUGACGAUGAUCCACUUAUUGAUAGCCGAGGGAGAAGAAUGGAAAGAGAUAUAGUCCAGUUCGUUCCUUUCAGAGAUGUCGGAAACUCUCCAAGCGCUUUGGCAAGAGAAGUUUUAGCAGAAAUCCCAAGAGAAAUUGUAAAUUUUUUCUCGAAACGAAAUAUUACUCCAAAUCCAUCUCAAAGGGACAAAUUAGAGGCAAAGGACCAAAAUAAUAUAAAAUGCAAUGCUCCACUAGAUGAAGAAGAUAAAAAUAUCGAGCCUCUUCAUAUAUACCCAUAUUUAGCACCUAAAAUAGAAGAAAAUCAAUACCAAAAAAUAAAAGUUAACCUGCCCGAAAAUCCAUCUCAAAUAAGCAACUCAGGCAGCAUAAAUAUUUCUCAAUACCCUCAAUUUGCUCCAUCUCAAAUCCAAAACCUUCCACAGCAAUUGCCUCAAGUGCAAUCUCAUGCUGGACUUUUCUCUUCAAUAGGCAAUAAGCUUGGAUUCUGAUAA